Peromyscus eremicus (cactus mouse) is the source of this 1182-nucleotide messenger RNA. It is a transcript of the gene Tex38, whose product is annotated as testis expressed 38. NCBI's taxonomy places the organism in Eukaryota, Metazoa, Chordata, Mammalia, Rodentia, Cricetidae. Bases 424 to 1044 code for a protein of 206 amino acids. The record is from RefSeq and is a predicted model, not a curated record. The transcript has 3 exons.
GGUUCCGGGUGCCCGAGUGGAUAAGGGACAGGGAGGCUAAGGGUUGGUGGCUCUUGUCUCUGCCCACCCGCUCUGUGGGUGUAGUGGUGCGUCUCCUCCUGGGAGUCUGCCGGGAUUCACAUCCUCCCUCCCGGGACCAGCAGCCUCUGCGCGCCAAGCUUCUUCUGGAAAGCUGACUUGGAUCUUCGGGUUCUCACUGGGCUUGCCCCUUUUCUAAAUUUACUUGGCACUAGCUGUAACAGUUCCUUUAGCAGCAAAGGAUGUUUGAACAUCACAGCUGAAGCUUCUCUUUUUUGGUUUCUAUUUGCAGAAGGUCCUAUUGGCCUUCAUAAUACCUAUGAAGCUUUGAGCAGAGGAGUACAUGGCCUACUCUUCAAAGGAUCGUCCUGACUGCUGGAAUUUGCUCCAAAAUGUGGAGCAAAAAUGGAAACUUCCAAGGUGUGGAUCUCCUUGUGCGUUGGAUUCCUGGGGCUGUGUUCCUCGCUAAUAGGCAGCUGCAUUCUCUUUCUGCACUGGAAGAAGAACUUGCAGAGAGAAGAACAUGCCCAGCAGUGGGUGGAAGUGAUGAGAGCUGCCAUGUUCGCCUACAGCCCACUGUUGUACUGGAUAAACAAGCGGUGUCACCAUGGCAUGAAUGCAGCCAUUAACACUGGCCCUCCCCCUGCUGUCAGCAAGACGGAGACCCAAGUUCAGAAUCCAGAUUCUUUAUGGGAGCUGAAUAUCUCUGAAGGCGGAAACUAUGUUGUGCGAGACAGCAGUCCCAGGGGUGAAGCCUCCGGUCCCUCAAAACAUGUUCUGGUGGUCCCCAAACAGCCCCUAUCUUCAACAAUGCCACAGCCUUGGACUGACUCCUCACCCCCAACUCCCAUUUUUCAGGAGGUGCCCUUUACCUUGUCCCUCUGCAACCUACCUCCCAUGCUGAACCACUCUGUCUCCUACCCUUUGGCCAACUGCCCUGAAAAGAAUGUUCAUUUCUCUUCCCUCCCCAAACUGGCCCAUGGAACAAACUGCUUUAAUGCCAAGCCCUUUGCUUCUGAAUUGUAGUCUCCUCUCAUUGAGGGAGGGAGCUGCAGGUACCAAGGCUCCUUUUGAUGGAAAACAGAGAUACCCUCAAGGAGUUGGUUAUUGACAAGGAGGUUAGAGCCAUCUGGAUAUUACAUCAUGAAAGAUUAAAAAAAAAAA